UCUCUAUUCUUUUUUAUUUGAUUCUCUCAGUUUCAUCAGAUCAACAAUCUCAUACUAUAUGGCAUUUCCGGCUACCAUUGUUGUUCUUCCUUUAGGCACUCUUUUCAUUCUUUCAGGCCUCAUUGUUAAUGUAAUUCAGGUUGUCGUCUAUGUUCUUUUUCGUCCAAUAUCAAGAUAUUAUUACAAAAAAGUAAACAAAGUGCUCACAGAAGUACUAUGGUUGGAGCUCAUAUGGCUAGUUGAUUGGUGGGCGGGCGUUGAGAUCGAACUAUAUGCAGAUUCAGAAACUUUUAAUUUGUUAGGUAAAGAAAAUGCACUUCUGAUAUGUAAUCACAGGAGUGACAUUGAUUGGCUUAUUGGAUGGGUUCUAGCUGAGCGUAUGGGUUGCCUUGGUAGCAUUGUCGCCAUUAUGAAGAACGAAAUCAAAUAUCUUCCCGUUCUAGGUUGGUCAAUGUGGUUUGCUGAUUUUCUAUUUCUAGCAAGAAAUUGGGCUAAAGAUGAAAAAUCACUGAAGACAGGUUUUGAGCAGCAAGUGCGAAAUCCGGUGCCUUUUUGGUUGGCUCUUUUUGCCGAAGGAACUCGCUUUACACAAACAAAACUUAUAGAAGCUCAGGAAUUUGCUAGGUCUAGAGGAAUGCCUAUACCGAAAAACGUUUUGGUUCCUCGUACUAAGGGUUUCGUCACAGCUGUGAUGCAUACACGGACAUUCGUUCCAGUCAUUUACGAUUGCACGUUUACAGUUUCGAAGACUGAGCCUUCACCUACAAUGUUGAGAAUAUUUCAAGGCAUUCCUUGUACAGUGAAGGUUCAAGCUAAGCGGCACAAAAUGGAGGAACUUCCGGAAACAGCCGAUGGCAUUGCGCAGUGGUGCAAAGAUCUUUUUGUCGCCAAGGAUGCUUUACUGGAGCAAUACAAUACUACGGACAUAUUCAGCGAAUUUGAACUUCAAAAAAUUCGCCGGCAUAAAAGAUCUAUAAUGGUUGUGCUAAUUUGGUCUUGUCUCCUUGGCUUCCUUCUGUACAAAUUCUUCAAGUGGUCUUCGCUCCUAUCGACAUGGCAAGGAAUUUUGUUAACGGUGGUGUUCCUAAUCAUUGUGUCGGCUGUUAUGGAAACACUCAUUCAUUCAUCUCAAUCAGAAAGUUCUAAACCUGCCGAUUUACCUAUACAAGACCCCAUCAAGCAGAGGCUUCUUCAGAAAUGAGCAAAGAUUCACCAUGGAUUAAUGUAAUCCCGUUACAUGUCUCUAUCUCAGUAGGCAACAACAUAUGUACAUCACAUUUUUCUUCGUCCGUAGCUUUUUGGUUUGAAAAUACAAGAUUUGUUAGAUAGAAUAAUGCCAUUGAUAUCCAAACUAGUUCGAUCCUAGCGCGUAUUAUAGCAACAUAAAUAUGUCUUUUAACGUAAAUUCAUGUAUCAGAAAAGUAUUAGUAAUGGUAAGGAACUGGUGAUCAAUUGAAAAAGAAAGAAAAAUCUGUAAAAAUUUAAAUACUAUCAUUUAUAUGAUUACAUUGCAUGGCCCUAUUUUAGCCGUAUACAUGUCCAAAAUCCUUACAGAAUAUAGACGAGAAAUCCUGACAUCGCCCUCUUCCUUAACUCCCUUAGUUUUGUUUCACCUUCAUGGCUGGUAUAUUCUUUGCAAAAACUCACUGCUUUAAUUUCUUCAAACCUUCCUUUUUGUCAC
Messenger RNA from Lathyrus oleraceus (garden pea), 1681 nucleotides. Its product is annotated as 1-acyl-sn-glycerol-3-phosphate acyltransferase 3. Bases 59 to 1201 code for a protein of 380 amino acids. NCBI's taxonomy places the organism in Eukaryota, Viridiplantae, Streptophyta, Magnoliopsida, Fabales, Fabaceae. The record is from RefSeq and is a predicted model, not a curated record. Gene Ontology annotation, molecular function: 1-acylglycerol-3-phosphate O-acyltransferase activity. Gene Ontology annotation, cellular component: endomembrane system. The transcript is spliced from 11 exons.